Messenger RNA from Aspergillus ruber CBS 135680, 868 nucleotides. RefSeq names its product SNAP receptor SEC22. Gene Ontology annotation, molecular function: SNAP receptor activity. Bases 91 to 738 code for a protein of 215 amino acids. NCBI's taxonomy places the organism in Eukaryota, Fungi, Ascomycota, Eurotiomycetes, Eurotiales, Aspergillaceae. Gene Ontology annotation, cellular component: endoplasmic reticulum membrane; ER to Golgi transport vesicle membrane; endoplasmic reticulum-Golgi intermediate compartment. The transcript has 5 exons. Gene Ontology annotation, biological process: retrograde vesicle-mediated transport, Golgi to endoplasmic reticulum; endoplasmic reticulum to Golgi vesicle-mediated transport; vesicle fusion with Golgi apparatus. The record is from RefSeq and is a predicted model, not a curated record.
UUCCUGGCAGCGAGACGUUCGAUCAACCACUGCACAAGAUACUUUGUAGUGACCAAAGUCUUCAAAAAAACAUAGUACGGCUUAGUCAAAAUGGUCCGGUCAACACAGAUCGCAAGGAUUGAUGGCCUAAUGCUGGCUGCGUCUGUGGACGAUGAGCAGGCAGAAACAGAGUUGGCUCAAGUGAAGUCGCAAGCCAAGAUGAUCUUUCGCCGGUUGAAUCGCAAUUCCGCUCCGCAGGCUAGUAUCGAAUCUGGGCAAUACAAUUUACACUACCUCGUCAAAGACGACAUCUGUUUCCUUUCCAUAUGCGACCAGUCAUACCCUCGCAAGCUUGCCUUCACCUAUCUCGCUGACGUCGCCUCGGAAUUCACCACGACCUAUUCUCCGGCCCAGUACCACUCCCCAAAACUGCGACCCUAUGCCUUCGUCGAGUUCGACACCUUCAUUCAGCGUACCAAGAAGCUGUACCAGGACAGCCGUGCAUCGCAAAACCUCGACCGGGUAAACGAUGAACUAAAGGAUGUCACAAAGGUUAUGACCAAGAACAUUGAGGAUCUGUUGUAUCGUGGAGACAGCUUGGAGCGGAUGGGCGAAUUGUCUGGGCGCUUGCGGGAGGACAGCAAAAAGUACAAGAAGGCUGCAGUGCGCAUUAACUGGGAGUUGUUGUUGAAACAGUACGGGCCGUUUGCCGGUGUCGGAUUGAUCAUAUUCAUCUUGCUUUUGUGGCGCUUCUUCUAGUUUGUUCACGACAGUUCUCUCUUCGUAUACCCGCAUGUAUACUGUACACAUACUUAAUUUGCUCGGUGGAUGCAGGACAUGGCCACUUCAUGAAUCAGUCAAAUUAGCAUAAAAUGCGUUUCGAUAGAUA